This is a messenger RNA of Nasonia vitripennis (jewel wasp), 1066 nucleotides long. RefSeq names its product mediator of RNA polymerase II transcription subunit 18 (gene MED18). Gene Ontology annotation, biological process: regulation of transcription by RNA polymerase II; termination of RNA polymerase II transcription. The transcript has 2 exons. Gene Ontology annotation, cellular component: mediator complex; core mediator complex. The record is from RefSeq and is a predicted model, not a curated record. Gene Ontology annotation, molecular function: transcription coregulator activity. NCBI's taxonomy places the organism in Eukaryota, Metazoa, Arthropoda, Insecta, Hymenoptera, Pteromalidae. Bases 183 to 836 code for a protein of 217 amino acids.
ACACAGAAUAAUCAAUAACAUCAAUACGAAGAGGAAUGUGACAGCUGCAUUCCGCAUGGUUUCUGAUUACAGAUUAUACUUCUACAAGUGAUCAAAAUAACAAAUACGAAAAAAAAGAAGACAGGAAAGAAGUCCUGCAUCCUUAUUAAAGUAUUAGUCUUAUUUAAUAAUUACCAGCAAACAUGUCAGCUCCAAUAGGCACUGCAAUGGACAGCCUCAGUGCUGCUUUGAAAUCGAAGAUCAUACCUAACCAGGAGUAUUUCCUACAAGGUUCAGUACUCGACAGUGCAGUAGAGGUGCUUCUGCAUAGGUUACGAGGGCUGUGUGACAAUGUCGACACAGGGCCAGAACAAUUCCACGACCACGAGAUGUGUUUCAGUAUUAGAAGAGGACCACCACCAGACUUACCAUUACUUCUGAGAGUAAGAAGAGCUUUAGACUAUCAAGACAUGCCUUGGCAGCUCAGGUACAUUGGUCAACCAGAAUUGGGCGACAAAUCUCAACCAACAGUAGUUCGUAGUAGUCUUGACAUUGCAACUAGUAGUACAGUUGUUGAAUUCCUGAAUGAACUAGGUUGUAGAUUGGAUUUUGAGUACAUAAUUAGAGGGUAUAUGUUUAGAAAGGGCAGAAUGAAAGUUACUGUCUCGAAAAUUUUUAAAAUGAAUCAAGCAAAGAUUCCAGAUAGUAUGGAAGCGAUAUCGCAGAGUUAUCUGGUCGAGUUGAGCGUUCUAGCUCCAAGUGGACAGACUGCAAUUGCUGAAGACAUUAGGAUCUUUGCGGAACAAUUGAAACCUUUGGUGCAAUUGGAGAAAAUCAAUUAUAUAAGACAACACUAGUUUUGUAUUUUAAAUGGUAAUUUAAGCUGAAUAGAGAAGUCUAUUUAUAUAUGAAUAUUCUUUUUAUAAAAGUAGUUUUGUAAGAAAAAGAAUGGAUUUUUGUGAUAGAAGAUUUCUUGGACAUUAUGAUCUUAUAACACAAAGAUAUUUUAAAAAUGCUGAGCAUCUCAAUAAUUGACAAUCUUUUUGUAACGCAGUUCAAAAUCAAUAUACCAUUCAACAGCAGAAAA